AUGCCGACGUUCAUCGGCCGCCGCUCAUCUCAGUCAUCGGAUCCCGCUGCCGAGACCGGUAGCACCGCCGCCACUCCUCGGAAAGGCAGAUUGAGAUCCAACUCCGAUGAUUCGAUUGGAUCUCCGGCGCGUAAAUCGCCGCGGCAGUGCUGUAAAGGCAGUCCUAAAAGCCCGCUGAAUGUUGAUGCUAUUGAGGAAUGCGUGAAAUCCGUAAAUUUGAGUGGUUCAUCUCUCGGAAAAAGAUUUUCUGAGAAGUUUCUGGAAAAACCAUCUUGGGACCCAAGAGAUGUGGAGCAGUUGAGAGCUGUCAAAGAGGCACUCCAUGUGUCGACUGCUCCAAAUACUGUUGUGUGUCGUGAAGAAGAGCAUAAUAGGAUCCUAGAUUUUUGCAAGAAAUGCAUCAAGGAAGAGAAAGCUGGGAGUUUGUAUAUGUGUGGAUGUCCUGGAACUGGGAAGUCAUUGUCGAUGGAAAGAGUAAAAGAUGUUCUUGUCAAUUGGGCAAAUGAGGAUGGUGUAGAGACUCCAGAUAUAGUAUCAAUCAACUGUACUUCUCUGACAAACCCAAGUGAAAUUUUCAGCAAGAUUAUUGGGCAAAAUCAUCUGAAGAAAGAUAAACGUGCUACACUAUCAUUGCAGCUUCUUCACAACCUCUAUUCACAGGAGCAGACACCUGGCUCGAAGAUGAUAUUGAUUAUAGCCGAUGAAUUGGAUUAUCUGAUCACCAAAGACCGAGCUGUGCUUCACGAUCUUUUCAUGCUAACAACUUUGCCAUUUUCCAAGUGUAUUGUCUUAGGGAUUGCUAAUGCUAUUGACUUAGCCGACAGGUUUAUUCCGAAACUACAGUCCUUAAAUUGCAAGCCUACAGUCAUAACAUUUCGAGCCUACUCCAAGGAUCAGAUCAUCAGUAUUCUCAAAGAAAGACUGAGGGCACUUCCUUAUGUGGUAUUCCAGCCUCAAGCACUGGAACUCUGUGCUAGGAAAGUUGCCGCUGCAUCUGGAGAUAUGCGAAAGGCUCUCUCUGUUUGCAGGAGUGCAAUUGAAAUUCUAGAAGCUGAAAGACGAGAAGCUACCAGUGACUGCAUACCAUCAUCAUUAGACCAAGUAAAUAAUGUGGUGAGGAUAGAUCAUGUUGCUGCUGCAUUAUCAAAGACAUUUUCAUCGCCUAUAGUAGACACCAUUCAGUCCCUCCCCCAACAUCAACAGAUGAUACUUUGCUCGGCUGUGAAGCUUUUCCGUAAAGGAAAGAAGGAUACAACCAUCGGUGAGUUGAACAAAUCUUACGUGGAUGUAUGCAAAUCAACUUUAAUCCCUCCUGUUGGCAUCGUGGAACUUUCAAGUAUGUGCCGGGUGCUAGAUGACCAGGGAAUUCUCAAACUAGGACAAUCGCGAGAUGGUAAAAUAACAAGAGUGUCAUUAAAGGUAGAUGGAGCUGACAUUGUCUUUGCCCUACAGGCAAUUCGCUUCUUCAGAAACUGUCUGCAGUAA
Striga hermonthica is the source of this 1485-nucleotide messenger RNA. The record is from the annotation of a GenBank genome assembly. Lineage: Eukaryota; Viridiplantae; Streptophyta; Magnoliopsida; Lamiales; Orobanchaceae.